AUGAGCAGCUCGACAGACGCACCCGCGAGCGACGCCAGCCUCGAAGCGCACCGCCUCGUCGCCCGCUUCCUCCGUCACCACCGCUACGAGUCGACCCUCGCCUCGUUCCUCGCCGACUCGGCCAACAACCACCCGCGCCUCGAGUCGCACCUCGCCCGACCGCGCCGACCCGACACGGGCGAAGACCUGCAGGACGUCGUCGACGAGUGGCUCGCCGCCCGUCUCGCGCGCCUCAGGGUCCACGACUCGGCCGCGACCCUGCGCGACCAGCUCGACCAGCUCGAGUACUACGCCGAGGCGAGUGGCAGCAGCGCGGCGGUCGGGCCGGCGCGCACGGCGUGGAGGGAGACGAGCAACGUGCUCACCGUCUCGCGCGCUGUCGUCCCGAGGCGCGAGUGGGACUCGAGCGAGCUGCGGUUCCGCACCGACGACGUGCCGUGCCUCUUGACGACUGCCGUCGACCGCACGCUCACGGUCCACGACUCGGCCACGUUCGCCCUCGUCGACUCGUACUCGCUCCCGUCGCCCUGCCUGUCGCUCGCGCAGCACCCGGUGCCCGAACACCGACGGUUCGUCCUGUGCGCGACAAUGGAGGGCAGCCUGCUCGUCGUCGACCUCGUCUCGAGGGAGGUCAAGGCGCGUGUCAAGGAUCACACGAAGUACAUCGUCAAGGUCGCCAUCUCGCCCGACGGCCGACACGUCGCCACGCUCGGCUACGACAAGUUCCUCACCGUCUACCGCCUCUCGCUCACCUCGCCCUCCUCCUCCUCCUCCUCCUCCUCCGCAUCCUCGGACGCGCCCGCCCUCCUCGACGGCGAGGCGCCCGACCCGCUCGCGACGUGCCCCCACGUCGCGCUCGAGCAGGUGCACCGCCUCGCGACGCGGUCCAACCCCGAGGCGGCCGUGUGGCUCCCCGACGGCAGCGAGCUCGUGUGGUCCGCGAGGGAGGACCACCGGCUGCACUACCUGCGCAUGACUGGUGCUGCGGGUGGGUCUGGACGAGAGGGCAAGGGCGACGAGCGAGGGUGGACAGAGUCGUACGUCAACUUGAACCCGAACGGCGAUGCGUUCGUGUCGUUCUCGAUCCUCUCGAUCACGCUCCACCCGACGCUCCCGCUCCUCUCGCUCCAAACGUCGACCACCUCGGCCCGGCUCCUCCUGUACCCGUUCCACUCGUCGACCCGGCUCGCGACAAUCCACACGACCGCGGCACAGUCGGACUACUUUUCGCCGCGCCACGCGUGGUUGCCCGAUGGGUCGGCCGCCGUCGUCAACAGCGAGGACGGCGUCGUGCGCGUCGUCGACGUGCGUGGCAACGUGCGCGUGUUUCAAGGGGCACAUGGGAGCGCGGCGCCGCUCGAGGGGGGCGAGGGGGAGGGCGAGGGGGACGAGCUGAGGAGCGAGAGGGCGAGGCUCAGGCGCGAGGCCGACAGGGGGAGCUCGGUCGUGAGGGACGUCGAGGUGCUCGUCGACGAGGAGGACUCGGCGGGACGGCCGACGAGGUGGAGGAUCGUCAGCUGCGGGUUCGACAAGACGGUCAAGGUCAUCGGCUGA
This is a messenger RNA of Rhodotorula graminis WP1, 1554 nucleotides long. RefSeq lists its product as uncharacterized. NCBI's taxonomy places the organism in Eukaryota, Fungi, Basidiomycota, Microbotryomycetes, Sporidiobolales, Sporidiobolaceae. The transcript is spliced from 4 exons. Bases 1 to 1554 code for a protein of 517 amino acids. The record is from RefSeq and is a predicted model, not a curated record. Gene Ontology annotation, molecular function: protein binding.